AUGCCGGUCGACAGCUUCGAUUUUCGGAAGUUGUCGGAGACACAACGGACGGCCGUCUACCACCAUCUUCGGUUCUCGGAAAAGCUCGAGCUGCGACGAGUUGCGAAGGUCUUCAUGGAAAGACCAGCGCAUCGCCUUCUGUUUGCCACACGAUUUGAUGGCGUCGCGGUCUUCUGUCCUUGUGAAGCAGCGGAUCGUCGUGGUACCGAGAUCAGGGUUGUCGCAUCGCGCGUGGGCCGUACCACCUUUAUGAUCAAACUCGGGAAUCCGGUGCUACCCAUGGAAAUGCAAUAUUAUGAUUAUAGUGAGGUCGCGCAAGCUCCCAGCGUUUUGAAGACAAUCGACUCCAAAAAGAAGCAGCACAAAUUUGUCAACCGGCUGACCGCUUCGAUCCCACCACAUAGCGUCUACUUUUGGCAUCAUGAAUGCGGAUAUGCUGGUGGCUGCGUACGUCCGUAUAUCGACGUGUUGCGCUGGUCGAUUAAGGCGGAACACACCCGCUGGACGGUCGAGGGUUUGCCGGAAGUGCUGCAACAGGAGCGGGAGACGCUGCGAAGGCAAAAUUCUUGCGUAGUGAGCGAGCUCGGGCUUCGAUGCUUUACGCAAGAAAUUCUAUCUUUGGUGGUUCAGGGAUCGAGCUCGACGAGGAUGACGAUGAAUAUCGUGGAUCUGGCUGGGACGAUAGCUGUCGCGCGUCGGCUUCUAGCG
Molecule: messenger RNA, 708 nt
Organism: Mesorhabditis spiculigera
Lineage: Eukaryota; Metazoa; Nematoda; Chromadorea; Rhabditida; Rhabditidae
Source: the annotation of a GenBank genome assembly